Astyanax mexicanus (Mexican tetra) is the source of this 355-nucleotide messenger RNA. It is a transcript of the gene rps29, whose product is annotated as ribosomal protein S29. NCBI's taxonomy places the organism in Eukaryota, Metazoa, Chordata, Actinopteri, Characiformes, Acestrorhamphidae. The transcript has 3 exons. Gene Ontology annotation, molecular function: zinc ion binding; structural constituent of ribosome. Gene Ontology annotation, biological process: translation. The record is from RefSeq and is a predicted model, not a curated record. Gene Ontology annotation, cellular component: ribosome; cytosolic small ribosomal subunit. The coding region runs from base 82 to 252 and encodes 56 amino acids.
GGACGGCAGAAGAAGAGCCGUUUAUUCGCGCAUGCGCGCUAAUGCUCCUUCCUUUUCGACAUCCCGAGCGAGAGAGACAAGAUGGGCCACCAGCAGCUCUACUGGAGUCACCCGCGGAAAUUCGGCCAGGGAUCCCGAUCCUGCCGUGUAUGCUCAAACAGACAUGGUCUGAUUCGCAAAUAUGGGCUCAACAUGUGCCGUCAGUGCUUCAGACAAUAUGCAAAGGACAUCGGCUUUAUAAAGAUGGAUUAAGUGCUUGGAUUGCUGAGCACCAGCCAUGUGGACAACUCAUCCAAAGCCACCAAGAUGAAGUUGAAUUGGAAUUCCCAAUAAACACUUUUUUUUCUGGUUAAAA